This is a messenger RNA of Effrenium voratum, 2080 nucleotides long. The record is from the annotation of a GenBank genome assembly. Lineage: Eukaryota; Dinophyceae; Suessiales; Symbiodiniaceae.
AGUUCCGAGAUUCUCAGUCAAGCAGCUAGUUUCUUCCGGUGUCAUUCAGACCCCUCCUGAAAGAUGUCGCGGCGAUCUUGUGCCGUGGCGGUGGGCGUGGCGGCCAGCGGGGCCGUGCUGCUCUCGCAGGAUGCCUUCGUUGCAGCUCCUGCAGCGAUGCAGCAGUUGCAGAGCCAGAGGCCCGCUGCGGCCCAAAGUGUCCAGGAGGCAUCCACUGCGACAGGCGCCUGGCCAGCCGUCGCCUCGUGCGGAGUGCUGGCCGCUGCUGCAGGAGCCGGCAUCCGUGCCCGCGGCCGCAAGUCCAAGGUGGCCAAGAAGGCCCGCGGUGGGGAGGACCGUUUCCAUGGGAUCAAGUUCGAGAACAGCAAGCAAAAGGAUGCCUAUGCAGACUUGGAGUACAUCAAUGAUGUGGGCUACUUGCCGGAUGGCACGCCCAUGAACAUGGCCGGCAAUGCCGUCAACCACCCGGAGACCAUCCAGCCGGACCUGCACAACCCUGGCUCUCCUUUGCCGAGGGCCAACUUUGUGAACUCCAUCGGCUACCUGCCGGACGGCACCCCAUUAAACAGGGCCGGCAACGCCAUCAACCACCCGGAGACCAUCGGGCCUGACCCUCACACCCCUGGUUCGCCUCUGCCUGCGUCUGUGUAUGCGGCUGAGACUGGUUACUUGGUGGAUGGCACUCCCCUGGAGCUGGCUGGCAACGCCAUCAACCACAUGCAGGGUGGAGGUGCUCCAGCUGCAGCACCUGCUCCGGCUGCCCCUACUGCGCCCGCCAUGCCUAUGUCCAGCCCAGUGGCUGCUGCGCCAAUGGCAGCAGGGCAGUCCACGGGUGACAAGUUCCAUGGCAUCAAGUUCGAGUACAGCAAGCAGCAGGAUGCCUAUGCGGACCUCCAGUACAUCAAUGACGUGGGCUACUUGCCGGAUGGCACGCCCAUGAACCUGGCCGGCAACGCCGUCAACCACCCGGAGACCAUCCAGCCGGACCUGCACAACCCUGGCUCUCCUUUGCCGAGGGCCAACUUUGUGAACUCCAUCGGCUACCUGCCGGACGGCACCCCAUUGAACAGGGCCGGCAACGCCAUCAACCACCCGGAGACCAUCGGGCCUGACCCUCACACCCCUGGUUCGCCUCUGCCUGCGUCUGUGUAUGCGGCUGAGACUGGUUACUUGGUGGAUGGCACUCCCCUGGAGCUGGCUGGCAACGCCAUCAACCACAUGGACAUGUCUGCAGGUGCGCCUUCUGCGCCAGCUGCUCCUGCACCGGCUCCUGCAGCAGCUCCUGCUGCAGCCCCGGUGCCUGCCAUGGCAACGGCGGCCUUUGUCGGUGCGGAGACAAAGGUGAGGCGCCCUAUUGGCUUUUCCUAUGCAUUCCAGCAGGAUGCGUAUGCGGACCUGAAGUUUCAGAACGAUGUGGGCUACCUUCCGGACGGCACCCCCAUGAACAGGGCUGGCAAUGCCAUCAACCACCCGGAAAACAUCCAGCCUGACCCUCAUGCGCCCGGCUCUCCUUUGCCCCGUGCCAGCUACACCAACGAUGUUGGCUACCUGCCGGAUGGCACCCCGAUGAACGCUGCUGGCAAUGCCAUCAACCAUCCAGAGACCAUCGGACCUGACCUGCACACGCCGGGGUCGGCUUUGCCACCCUCGGCAUAUGCCGCAGACAUUGGCUACUUGGUGGAUGGCACUCCUAUGGCGGAGGCCGGCAACAACUCCAUCCCUCGUUGAACACCCAUCGCUUGGUCGCGUACCUUUGCUGCGUCCCACAUGAUUGGGUGAGAGACCCUAUUGUGCGAAGGUGUGGCCUACGGAAAAAGACUGAGCGCAAUGUUUCAAGCUCGGCUCAUUUCAGGUGUGUGGAGAUGUUUCUCGGUUGGGAGAACAUGAGAUGUUUCCAAAGUGAACGCUGCGUUGGCCGUGAGGCCCAUUGUGAUGUUUGAUUUUGGGACUGCCUAGGAGUUAGCCUCCUGGGAGAAUGUCUCAGUGAACGUCCGAUUUCUCCGUCCAUUGCCCUAAAAGGGGAAUGCUGACUGCUGACUGCUAAGAGAAGGGCAGCCAUGAAGGCCGCUGUUUCCCGCGC